This is a messenger RNA of Callithrix jacchus (white-tufted-ear marmoset), 4689 nucleotides long. RefSeq names its product gamma-aminobutyric acid type A receptor subunit rho2 (gene GABRR2). Gene Ontology annotation, molecular function: extracellular ligand-gated monoatomic ion channel activity; GABA-A receptor activity. The record is from RefSeq and is a predicted model, not a curated record. Gene Ontology annotation, cellular component: membrane. Gene Ontology annotation, biological process: monoatomic ion transmembrane transport. Lineage: Eukaryota; Metazoa; Chordata; Mammalia; Primates; Cebidae.
GGCAUGUUCAAAGGAUUUAAAUUUUUAUAUAACAGCUUUAGCCAAAGCUAUUCUAGGAUUCAGCGGAAGCAGAAUUUCAUGAGAGGACAAACUUCUUGACUAAUGGCCAAUCACUAAUCAGCAGGGAGGGCAAAGCCUGGUGUUUGUGUCACGGCCUGGAGUGGAGGGGGUGAGUGGGGCAUCAGUAUCAAAUAGUAAAUCGGGACAACCAGCCUGGCCAGUCUUGCCCUCACAGCCCCUCUGAGCAGCCCAUCAGGAGGCAGCAGACGGAUCAAUGGUCAAGCUGGGGGGGAUUUACUCCGCCACAGGCUACUGGAAAGCAGCUUUUUGCCUCACAGACGUCCACAAAAUGCUUUAUUUUACAAGACUCAUUUUGUUCUUGUUUUGCCUGAUGGUUCUUGUGGAGAGCAGAAAGCCCAAGAGGAAGCGAUGGACAGGGCAGGUGGAGACGCCCAAGCCAAGCCACUUAUAUAAGAAGAAUCUCGACGUGACCAAGAUCCAUAAGGGAAAGCCUCAGCAGCUUCUCAGAGUGGAUGAACAUGACUUCAGCAUGAGGCCAGCCUUUGGAGGCCCUGCCAUCCCGGUGGGCGUGGACGUGCAGGUGGAGAGCCUGGACAGCAUCUCCGAAGUGGACAUGGACUUCACUAUGACUCUGUACCUGCGGCAUUACUGGAAGGAUGAGAGGCUCGCUUUCUCCAGCGCCAGCAACAAGAGCAUGACCUUUGAUGGCCGGCUGGUGAAGAAGAUCUGGGUCCCCGACGUCUUUUUUGUUCACUCCAAAAGGUCAUUCACACAUGACACCACCACUGACAACAUCAUGCUGAGGGUGUUCCCCGAUGGACACGUGCUGUACAGCAUGAGGAUUACGGUCACUGCCAUGUGCAACAUGGACUUCAGCCACUUUCCCCUGGACUCCCAGACCUGUUCUUUGGAGCUGGAGAGCUAUGCGUAUACAGAUGAAGAUCUGAUGCUGUACUGGAAGAAUGGGGAUGAAUCCCUAAAAACAGAUGAGAAGAUCUCCUUGUCUCAGUUUCUGAUUCAGAAAUUUCAUACAACUUCCAGACUGGCCUUCUACAGCAGCACUGGCUGGUACAACCGUCUGUACAUUAAUUUCACGUUGCGUCGCCACAUCUUCUUCUUCUUGCUCCAAACUUAUUUUCCUGCCACCCUGAUGGUCAUGCUGUCCUGGGUGUCCUUCUGGAUCGACCGCAGAGCUGUGCCUGCCAGAGUUUCACUGGGUAAAAGCAUUUCACAAGGUAUCACGACGGUGCUGACCAUGACCACCAUCAUCACGGGCGUGAACGCCUCCAUGCCGCGCGUCUCCUACGUCAAGGCCGUGGACAUCUACCUCUGGGUCAGCUUUGUGUUCGUGUUCCUCUCGGUGCUGGAGUACGCGGCCGUCAACUACCUGACCACCGUGCAGGAGCGGAAGGAACGGAAGCUGCGGGAGAAGUUCCCGUGCAUGUGUGGAAUGCUUCAUUCAAAAACCAUGAUGCUGGAUGGAAGCUACAGUGAGUCUGAGGCCAACAGCCUGGCUGGGUACCCCAGAAGCCAUAUCCUGACAGAAGAAGAAAGGCAAGACAAAAUAGUGGUCCACCUGGGCCUGAGUGGUGAUGCCAACACUGCCAGAAAGAAGGGGCUCCUGAAGGGCCAGAUGGGUUUUCGUAUCUUCCAGAACACCCAUGCCAUUGACAAAUACUCCAGGUUGAUAUUCCCUGCCUCCUACAUAUUUUUCAACUUAAUUUAUUGGUCAGUGUUUUCCUAGGGACUCUAAGGCUGUUCCUAGAAGAAGGCAUAGACAUGGAGGGGCCUGGCCAGUCAUGGGCAGAUGGACUUGUUGACCACACACCCCUCACCAGACAGAGCAGCAGCUGCUGGACCACCCUGUGCAGCACCCAUCUCUCAGAGGAGCCCAGGAGCCCUCCAGCUGCCCUGACCCGGGACCUCGUGGGGUUGCUCCUUGCUCAUGCUGUGUCUCACGUCACAGUUCACAUCUCUCUGGGACCGCCGUCUUCUGUUCUUGUGUGUGAACUAGUUCAUAAGAACUCCCCUCCUAUAAACAAGGACUCAAAUGCCUCCCAGACAUUCUGAGAUCCUCAGGAUGCCUAGGAUUCAGUUAUGGAGGGUAAAGAAAAAACUGAAGGGCAAGCGUAGGGGCAUUCUGGAUAGGAGACAGGAAAUUAGAAAGAAAACCCCCCUGUAAACCCAUGCAACUGGAUCAAGUGCCUGUCUAGAAGGAAAAAGAGCUCAGAUCCCAGAUAGGAAAUGAUAUGGAAGUAUGGCAACCCACAGGAUUUUGCAAUAUUAGAGAAGAUUUUCAUUUAACCAUCCAUUCAACCAUUUAUUAAAUAUUGAGGUCCCACUCUGCACCAGGUACUGUGGAAAUGAAAAAAAGAGUCUCUUUCCUCAGAGAUCUUCUCUAAGCUGUUCUCAUUCUACAUGUGGCGUGAGGUGCUCCUGUUCUUUCCCCUCCCUCAACCCCUCUUUCCCCACAGACCCAUUCUGUUUGCUGUUGCUUUUACUCUUAAGCAUAUAAGGCAGUGUCCAUGAGAGACAAGGUGCAGAACUUUCAACUGUCCUCCUUCAAUGGAGUUACGCAGAUAGCACUGAUUUUGCCCAGCAAUGAUGCCUGGCAACGUGCAUGGAGUAUUACCAGCCAGGGAAACUCACCCAAGCUCGCCAAAUUGUACAGUUUUUUUAUUGGCAUUGGCCAUGGAUUUAUGGCUAAUUGCCCUCAUGGCUGACUUUAGUCUUUAGCCUCUCCAGAAGUUGAGCUGUUACCUUGAGGUCCAGGGCACCCAUCAUAAAUCACACUGUUGGCAUAGACUAUCUGGUGUGGUCCAAGGCCCCAGUACACAAAGACUGUCUGUCACACAAGAAAUCCCAAGGGCAUAGAGGUUCCCUUCCAGGGGUUGGGGCCAAGGUUCAAACAACCUUUAUUUGGGCAAGGUUAGUCCUUCACUACGCAGCAACUCUUGUCAAUUCCUUACCAUUAAUGUUAAUUACAGUGUUACUAUUAUAUAUUCAGGCAAUAAACAUUUUAAAGUAUCUCUGCACUAGGUAUAGUGGGGUCCAAAUGAAGAAUAAGAAUAGUCAAAGCUCUCAGAGAAGGAACUAGUAGAGGAAUUGCCACAUAGAUAUCUAUAAUGCAAGGUUCCGACUGUUUAGUGCCUCAGUAAUGGUUCAAUGUGAGAUGAGAAUUCUGAGGAAGGAAAAACAGUCCCACUGGGGAGAUGGGCCUCAUGGAGAAAGCAGCCCUGAGAUACCCCUUGAAGGUCAGGAUUUUAAGAAGAAGAAGAAACAAGGCAGAAUACAUCCUAGAUCCAGGCUGUCUAAUAUGGUAGCCACUAGCCACAUGCCUAUUUAAAUUUAAAUUAGUUAAAAUAUUAGCCGGGUGUGGUGGUAUAUGCCUGGGGUUCUAGCUACUCAGGAGGCUGAGGUGGGAGGGUUGCCUGAGCCUAGGAGUUCCAGGCUGCUGUGAGCUGUGAUCAAGCUACUGCAGUCCUGCCCGAGCGACAGAGUGAGGCCCUAUCUCUACAAUAAUAACAAUUAUGAUUUGGAUUAGUUGAAAUUGAAUAAAAUUGAAAACUCAGUUCCUUGGUCACACCACCCACACUCAAGUAUGUUCAGUAAGCACAGUUGCCAGUAGCUGCUGCAUUGGGCUGUGCAGACCUAAAGACCAGAAAGCUCUACCAGCCAAGAGACAGCCUGAGAGGAUGCAUGGCGAGAACAGGAAGGUUUGCCAUUGCAGAGGAUAGGGUUUAUGGGCAUGUCAUUCAUUUUGACAGGAUCCCAGGCUGUGGGAAAAGGAGAUGAGAGAACAACUUUUUCCACAACACUAGGGGUCAAGGCAGGUCCCCACCAUGCUGGUGCUUAUGAGGACAGCUUCCCCACUAUGGAGUUGUUGGACCCAAGACCACUAGAUUUUCCAGCCUCAUAGACUAAUGAAGAAUAAAAAUGCAUAAACAAGUGUGAUUGGGUGGUACAGGGCAUGUGGACUUGUUUAGAAACCUUUUAUCUCUUGAGACUCUCCCAGGCCACAAUGCUGCUCAAAGAAUGAUAAUUUUAUUGUCAUUAAAUACAUCGUUUUGCUUUGGUUGUAAGUCUUAUUUAAUUCCAACACUCCUCCGCUUCUGACUGCACUGUUUUCAUAAAUUGUGGUUCUUAUAAUGUGGUUGCCUGUUCACAAAUUAAAACAAAUAAAGAUGUAUUUUUGCUAGCUUCUAUGUUAAACUGGAGUUUAUUCUAUAGCAGACAUAUGUAGGAUCAUAAACUGUGUUUUAUCAUGCAGGGCCAUGAUACAAUGACACCAUUAUAUUUAGCAUUGCCUUACGAGGGUCUAAUAGUCUGACACUACUUGAGAAAAGUAGAAAAUUUAAAGAGGUAAAGUGGAGACAACAUCGGCAGGAGUAGAAAACAGGAACUUAAGGAAAUAGUGAGAACCUGUGAUGAUUCACCCUGGAGGCAGGAAGACAGAGGAGCAAGCACAAUUGUUAUUUGUUAUCAGGGAUGCAUGAAUGAUACUUUACUUCACUGAAUCUAAGACAUUGUGAAACGUAAGAUGCACCCAUAUUUUAUGUACUGAGAAAAAAUACUAAUAAAUUCUGGCCAAUGAUUAUAAUAUGAAUUCUGAUUUCACCAAUAUGAAACUGUGAAAAAAUAUUAAUGUUACAAUAAAAGAAAUGGGUU